AUGGGACCAAAUUGGCGGAAGGAGAAAUUCCUGCCUUUGUCUGUCACUCUGGAUCCAGGGUCUGCAAAUUCAAACCUUGCUGUGUCUGAUGAAAAGUCUUGUGUGACCUGGAAGUAUACAACUAAGGACCCAGAAAAACAGUGUAGCAUCUUAGUUCAGGAGGGCAAAUCACGGUGCUGUUACUGGGUGGUGGAGAUCAGGAAUAGAGACAGAAGUAAGUGGGCUCUGGGGAUCUGUAGGAGAGAUGUGCCGAGGAAGGGCUGGUACAAGGAAUCCCCAGAAAAGGUGAUCUGUGUUGUGGGGAUGUAUGAACAAAGACUCCAUUCCCUCCCUGAUAAUUCAAGACUCUUUGUUCCAAUUCCCCACAGGGUAAGAGUUUUCCUGGACCUGAAGGAAGGGGAUGUCUCAUUCUACAACAUGACUGAUGGCUCCCACCUUUUCUCCUUCCCACUAACCUCUGGGACUCUGUUUCCAUACUUCAGGUUGAGGUCUGGAGAUGUGUCCCUGACCAUCUGCUCUGGGGUGGGCGGGCCUGUGCAGACCCCUGAACCCCUUAACAACCCUUUUUGUUCUUCAGAGGAGCCUGUGAGCCUCUCAGGGCAGGGGUUCAGUUCAAGCUGUGGUGUUGAUGGUGCUCUCCUAGGGGCUGAAUCUCCAUUACUCCCUUGGGGCCAUGAAGCUAUGCUCCCAUAG
Messenger RNA from Mustela erminea (ermine), 693 nucleotides. Its product is annotated as butyrophilin subfamily 1 member A1-like. The record is from RefSeq and is a predicted model, not a curated record. Lineage: Eukaryota; Metazoa; Chordata; Mammalia; Carnivora; Mustelidae. Gene Ontology annotation, molecular function: protein binding.